AAAAUAAAAUAAUGGAUGUCAUUCUUGGCUACGUGGAUGAAUUCAGACACAUGAAGUUCAGAAAGAUAAUAUUGCAAAUAGUUUCAUUAGCAAUAGUAGUAGGAUCAGCAUUGUCAAUUUGGAAGAGUUUAUAAGUCGUGUCAUUUUCAGAAUCUCCAGUGGUCGUUGUUUUGUCUGGAUCAAUGGAGCCUGCAUAUUACAGAGGUGAUAUACUAUUCUUGACCUACUUCAACAAGCCAUUUGAGGUGGGAGAUGUGAUUGUGUAUAAGAUCAAAGAUUAAGACAUUCCAAUUGUGCAUAGAGUAUUGCAAAUUCAAUAGAAGAGUGAAGAUCCUAUGGAUUAGUUGAUAUUGACCAAAGGUGAUAAUAAUCAAGUGGAUGACCGAGCCUUGUAUCCAAGAAAACAGAUGUGGCUGGAACGAUCAGACAUCAUGGGAAAAAUAGAAGGAGUGUUGCCAUAUGUGGGAUACAUCACUAUAUUACUGAAUGACUAUCCUUCAUUGAAAUUCGUGAUGAUUGGUUUAAUGAGUUUGUUUGUGCUAACAGCCAAGGAUCCAUAAAGUUGAGUUAUUUAUUAAUUAAAAAUAAUUUACCAAAUGUAAAAAGUGCAAAAA
Molecule: messenger RNA, 614 nt
Organism: Paramecium tetraurelia
Lineage: Eukaryota; Ciliophora; Oligohymenophorea; Peniculida; Parameciidae
Exons: 4
Cellular component (GO): signal peptidase complex; membrane
Molecular function (GO): serine-type endopeptidase activity
Source: RefSeq, a predicted model, not a curated record